Molecule: messenger RNA, 1833 nt
Organism: Nelumbo nucifera (sacred lotus)
Lineage: Eukaryota; Viridiplantae; Streptophyta; Magnoliopsida; Proteales; Nelumbonaceae
Product: phosphoribulokinase, chloroplastic
Biological process (GO): carbohydrate metabolic process
Molecular function (GO): ATP binding; phosphoribulokinase activity
Source: RefSeq, a predicted model, not a curated record
UUCACAACUAGUUUCUAUUCCUUCUCUGUGUAUACCUCUCCCCAGUUCCAUAUUCUUGUUUUCUUUCUAUUUUCUUCACUUCUCUUUUGAUUUCAAAGGAAAAGAAGCAGAACCCAUUUCUUGUAUUUCACAAAAGCAGCAGAAUUGAUAGCUUAGCACCGAUUUCAGAUCCUUUCCUCUCAGAAGAUUCUAAGAGGUCUGUACAGAAACAAUGGCAAUUUGUACAGUCUACACAACCCAUUCUCUGAAUUCGACCUGUUCAAUCUCCACCCCAACCAAGACUAACUUGGGUUUUCACCAGAGACAAGUAUUCUUCUACAGCACAAGCAAGAAAACCAGCAGGAGGGGCAGCGCCAACUCGUCAGAGAUCACGUGCUCAGUAGAAUCAAAGACAGUUGUGAUUGGGUUGGCAGCAGAUUCUGGAUGUGGGAAGAGUACUUUCAUGAGGAGAUUGACAAGUGUGUUUGGUGGUGCAGCAGAACCACCCAAGGGUGGAAACCCAGAUUCAAACACCUUGAUCAGUGACAUGACCACUGUAAUUUGCUUGGAUGAUUACCACUCACUUGAUAGGACAGGGAGGAAGGAGAAGGGAGUUACUGCACUUGACCCAAGAGCAAACAACUUCGAUCUCAUGUAUGAGCAGGUCAAGGCUCUCAAGGAAGGAAUUGCUGUUGAUAAGCCUAUUUACAAUCAUGUUACUGGUCUCUUGGAUCCUCCUGAGCUUAUCAAACCUCCCAAGAUCCUGGUCAUUGAAGGACUGCACCCAAUGUACGAUCCUCGUGUAAGGGAACUCCUCGACUUCAGCAUCUACUUGGACAUCAGCAAUGAGGUCAAGUUUGCAUGGAAAAUUCAGAGGGACAUGGCAGAACGUGGGCACAGUCUUGAAAGUAUUAAAGCCAGUAUUGAAACCCGAAAACCAGAUUUUGAUACCUACAUUGACCCACAGAAGCAAUAUGCAGAUGCUGUGAUUGAAGUCCUGCCCACCCAACUUAUCCCUGAUGAUAACGAAGGGAAGGUUCUGAGGGUUCGGUUAAUAAUGAAAGAAGGGGUUAAGUUUUUCAGCCCAGUUUACUUAUUCGAUGAGGGUUCCACUAUUUCAUGGAUACCCUGUGGCAGGAAACUGACCUGCUCGUAUCCUGGCAUCAAAUUCAUCUAUGGCCCAGACACAUACUUUGACAAUGAGGUGUCUGUGUUGGAGAUGGAUGGGCAGUUCGACAGAUUAGAUGAGCUUGUUUAUGUGGAGAGCCAUCUGAGCAACCUCUCUACGAAAUUCUAUGGUGAAGUUACACAGCAAAUGUUAAAGCACGCAGAUUUCCCAGGUAGUAGCAAUGGGACGGGUCUCUUCCAGACCAUAAUUGGGUUAAAGAUAAGAGACCUUUAUGAGCAGAUCACCUCCAGCCAGGCAGCAGUUUCAUUAGAAGCAACCAAAGCCUAAUAAUGGGCUUUGACAGAUUCAUCUCCUAUCAUCCUUCAGAGUUAUUUUUUCCUUCAUCUUCAUUGUCGUUGAGUUAGGGCUCUCCCUACAUCGAGAAUAUAUGUAUUUUCUUGUUGCAACCCUGUGGAGAUUUGUAAUAUAGAGAGCAGCAUAGGAGAUAUGGAAUGCUGUUCAAAGAUCAAACACAUUUCUUUUGGAAGUGUUGUUGGACUCUUUGGGCCAAAUGUCUACUUGUAUGACUCAAUUCUUUUCCCUCUCUUUUCAUCAUCAUUCGUUGUCUCAGAUGUGCAAAGAUGACAACCAACUCUGCUGUCAAAAUAGUAAACAAAUUUCCUCUUUUUUUUCCCUUUUUUUCCUCUUGUUCUUCUGGUUGUCAAUGAGAAUUCUUUAUAAAAUAA